AAAAGACCAUCGAUUGGGACUAUCUCCCAGCACGUCAAGCACCUCCAGUCGAGCGCCUUGGGUUGGUCGCAGGGAAGGAAGGUACUGUCCACACCUCCUCCGGCCAGAGGCCAACUCCACCGUUCCCAGAAGCCGGGGCUACGGUUCUCCAGCCCGCCCGCUCCGGCCCUAGUUAGGUGGCCACUGCUGGUAAUAAAGGAUUAACAUCCGGGCCUCUCCUAACCGACAACCACCACCGAACCCCGAAGGAGCCCCGGCUCCCGAGCAACCGCCGGCGUCGGGCAGCAGGGCCCCGCCCCCGCCCCUGCUGAUUGGAGGGUGACGUGAGCGCCAGCGAGCGAUUGGUACGUGGUGUCACAAAGAGGCGGGGGCGCGGCUGCGAAGCGUUGCUGGUGUGUGCCUGCCGCGGCAUAGCUCGCGGGGGCCUCACCUCUCUAUGGGCUUGCGGGCUGGCGAGUGAGUGGACGAGAGCAGGUUCAAUACUCAAAACAUGAACAACGAUAUAUAUUACCAAUGUUCAAAGCUGAUUUGGCUAGAACUGGAAUACAGUUGCCUGCAACAUAUUCCAGAGGAAUUAGAAAAGUCAAAAUAAUGGAUAACAGAAAAGAUCCUCCAUUCUUCAAUGAAGAUAAUGUGGGACCAUUUUACUACAAACUUCCUUUCUAUGAUACCAUGGAGCUCUUCAUUGAAACAUUGACUGGAACAUGUUUUGAGCUGAGAGUUUCACCCUUUGAAGCUAUUAUUUAUGUGAAAGCAAAAAUUCAAAGAUUGGAAGGUAUUCCCAUCUGUCAGCAGCACUUAAUUUGGAAUAACAUGGAACUGGAAGAUGAUUAUUGCUUGAGUGAUUACAACAUUUCAGAAGGUUGUACCUUGAAGCUGGUAUUGGCUAUGCGUGGUGGACCUAUAAAUACUAGAAGAGUUCCUAUGGAAGAUCCACUUAGGGAGAUGACUGAAUACAUGGAUUCCAGUCGAGAUGAGGGCUGGGAGAAGACCUCCUGCAACAAACAAGUUACAUUUUUGGUAUAUCGAGAAGGAGAUCAAUUGAAUUUCUUUCGUGUAGUGGAUAGGGGAGACGGCACUUUAACACCAUUAUCUGAAUCUUUAAGUGGUGGUUCUGUGUAUAAUUUACAUGCUGAUGAAGAUGAGGAAAUUGAGCCUUCUCCUUCUGGACAACAGAUAAUUGAAAAUUCAAUAACUAUGAAUAAGAUGAAGCUGCUGAAGGCUAAGAUGGAGAACAUGAAUCUCAGCAAAAAGCCUAAGAAAGCCAUCAAGGUAAAACCUCGUCCACCUAUAGCUCCUCGACCUUCAAGUUGUUCCACGGCAGCUGCUCGCCACAGAUUGCUAAGGGUUCUCCCCCACAUCGGGCAGUCUUGUUUACCUUCUCCUAGAAACGCAUGUCUACAUGACUCAACCAGCAAUGCAAUUUCAAGUUUGGGAACUCUGCCCCCUGCUGAUAGACCCAUAUCCUCUAUUGCUAGUGAUUUUCUUAAGGAAGAUGAUAACUGGGAGAGUAACACACUGUCUCAUUCCAAUAGUGGCUUCACACUACCACCUGAGAUAUGCCAUACAGAGUCGGAAAGUGACAAAGAGCUUGCUGAUUCCGUUGCCCAUCUUGGAUCAUCCCUGCCUAGGCGGACAAAACUCUUUUCAGGGAAUUUUCCGUCUAAUAAUGAGGAUGACACUGUUUUAUUUUCAACUUCAGAAGAGUGUGUAACUGAAGAAUCACUUUUACCUGAAGUGGGUUCAUUUGCUUCAUGUACAGAAGGAAAUGCUGAUGAACAGAGCAGUGGCUUAGGAGGCACGCGCAAGGUAAAUCGAGAGUUCUUACUCACUAACGAUGAUAAAGGGUUGAAAGCUACAGAGCAGCAUCUUAAACAUGUUGCAAGAGUGUUGAGUGGUGAAUCAGUAGAGACUACAGUUCUCAACAACCGUGACUUAAGUCCUCACAAGAAUAGACUCUUAUCACCUCUUCGCUGUUCUGCACCAAUGGCACUCCAUAAUUCUCUGGUGAAACCACAGAGACGGUCCAAAUGUUUUGAGUCUGGUAACCUCCAGUCUUCUGCUUCACAAAAUGUGCUUCGGUCAUUGGAUGUUCGAAAUAUAGCUGAUUCUUCUUUCUCUAGGACUACUCGUUUUCGAGCUGUUAAAGUUGAUUCACCUGGGAAAAGAUCUGAUGUUAUUUCUAAAGUUGAGGCUCGGGAUAUCACAGAAAUGGCUAACAAGGCUUCCAAAGAGCCUGUUGGUUGUGUAAAUAAUAUAGGUUUUCUUGCGUCACUAGCCCGGAGCGCAAGCAGAGACAGCUUACAGAGCACACGUGGGGCAGGCAGGCUUCGGACCUCUGGAACUGGGCUGUCUACAAACCUCCAGCAUUUUCAGGAAGAAAGCCUUAGGAAAAGUUCUCCCCAGUUAGAACCUUCCGAAUUUUUUCUAUCUACCCGUGGUACUGGAAUGAAUGGAAAUAAUACAGCAACAGGGAAAAGAGUAGGAGAAUGUACUCAUCACCUCCCACCUGUGAAAGCCCCUAUUCAAACAAAGAAGAAAACAGCAAAGCAUUGUUUUCUUUGUGGAAAGAAAACUGGACUGGCUACUAGCUACGAAUGCAGAUGUGGAAACAACUUCUGUGCAUCUCAUCGCUAUGCAGAAACUCACAGCUGCACAUAUGAUUAUAAGAGUGCAGGGAGGAGAUACUUACAGGAGGCAAAUCCUGUGGUUAAUGCACCAAAACUUCCAAAAAUCUAACUCUUGCUCUGCGCAUGACUGUUCUGCAUGAGGAAUCGUAUUACAAUGACAGAAGAAAAAUCGUUUAGACUGCAUUAUUUUUGUUCGACUCCAAAGAUUUGCCAAAUAAUGAAAGCAUAUAAUGCAUACCAUUGGAAAAUGAAAAGGCUGCUGUAAUUGACAUCUUUAUUCUUUGGUGAAUCACAAAUUUUAAAAGUAGUUUAAAAAUCUUUAUAAUGAUUUAACUUUGUUAUUGCAUGUCUUGUGUUAAGUAUUUUAUAUUUGAUAUUGCAAUUUUACUGGACAAAUCUUCAAAAGAUGCACUUUAGGAAGUUAACAUUGACCAUGUAACCAGCUUUUACAUUAUACAGAAAUGAGCUGUCAUGUAAUGGCUCUACUCAAAUCU
Phacochoerus africanus (Common warthog) is the source of this 3124-nucleotide messenger RNA. It is a transcript of the gene ZFAND4, whose product is annotated as zinc finger AN1-type containing 4. Bases 514 to 2739 code for a protein of 741 amino acids. Lineage: Eukaryota; Metazoa; Chordata; Mammalia; Artiodactyla; Suidae. The transcript is spliced from 10 exons. The record is from RefSeq and is a predicted model, not a curated record. Gene Ontology annotation, molecular function: zinc ion binding; protein binding.